This is a messenger RNA of Neurospora tetraspora, 1473 nucleotides long. RefSeq names its product mitochondrial branched-chain alpha-ketoacid dehydrogenase kinase-domain-containing protein. Gene Ontology annotation, cellular component: mitochondrion. Lineage: Eukaryota; Fungi; Ascomycota; Sordariomycetes; Sordariales; Sordariaceae. Gene Ontology annotation, molecular function: pyruvate dehydrogenase (acetyl-transferring) kinase activity. The record is from RefSeq and is a predicted model, not a curated record. The coding region runs from base 1 to 1473 and encodes 490 amino acids. The transcript is spliced from 5 exons. Gene Ontology annotation, biological process: regulation of glucose metabolic process; protein phosphorylation.
AUGUCGUGGAAGAUGAGCGAGAAGCUCAUGGACACCAUCCGGCACUAUGCAAGCUUUCCUGCUACCGGCGUCAGCUUGCGCCAGAUGGUCCAGUUCGGCGAGAAGCCUUCGACUGGAACCCUAUUCCGCGCCUCCCAGUUCCUUGCUGAAGAGCUCCCCAUCCGUCUCGCCCACAGAGUUCAGGAACUCGACAACCUUCCAGAUGGCCUUAACGAGAUGCCUUCGGUCAAGAAGGUCCAGGCCUGGUACGCCCAGUCGUUCGAGGAAAUCACACAACUGCCACGGCCACACCUACCGAGAGAUGUCAGGGAGCGGUUGAUGAGGCCGACGAGAAGCGGAAAACACGCCUAUCUACCAGAGGCGACACCAAACCCAAGCAUAGAGGAAGGUCAAUACACCUCACACAACGGAGGAAACUACGCAAGUGGACUUAACCACAAAAAGUUCUCGGCUUCAAGGAGAUACUUCGCUAUGGUCGAUGACACAGGGGACUGGCCUCCCGACCUACACCUUUACAACCAGAAAUUUGCGCAGACUCUGCAUAAGAUCAAGAGGCGGCACGACAGUGUCGUCACCACCAUGGCCCAGGGCAUCCUUGAAUAUAAGCGCAAAAGGCAACGCAUGCAGAUCGACCACAACAUCCAGUCUUUCCUCGACCGUUUUUACAUGUCGCGCAUAGGAAUAAGAAUGCUCAUCGGGCAGCACAUCGCCCUGACGGACCAGAACCACUAUCGCGAUCCCUCAUAUGUCGGUAUUAUCUGCACCAAAACCUAUGUCAAGGACCUCGCCCAGGAGGCCAUCGAGAACGCCCGAUUCGUCUGCGAGGAUCAUUACGGUCUCUUUGAGGCUCCCAAGAUCCAGCUGGUCUGCAACCCUAACCUCAACUUCAUGUAUGUGCCAGGGCAUCUGUCGCACAUGCUCUUCGAGACGCUCAAGAACUCGCUGCGCGCCGUCGUCGAGACCCACGGCCAGGACAAGCAGGAAUUCCCCGUCACCAAGGUCAUUGUUGCUGAGGGCAAGGAAGACAUCACCAUCAAGAUCUCGGAUGAGGGAGGCGGUAUCCCCCGUAGCGCUAUCCCGCUUGUCUGGACCUACAUGUACACCACCGUCGAUCGCACACCGAACCUGGACCCCGACUUCGACAAGAGCGACUUCAAGGCCCCCAUGGCCGGUUUCGGCUACGGACUUCCCAUUUCGCGCUUGUAUGCGAGAUACUUUGGUGGCGACCUUAAGUUGAUCAGCAUGGAAGGAUACGGAACCGAUGUCUACCUGCACCUCAACAGGUUGUCAAGAUUGACGCUGCCAUCGUCACUGAGAUACAUGAAAAAACGGCUUAAGGACCUCGAGGUCUCGGAGCGCAAGCAGGUUGGCGACACCGAAGCCACAGUCCACCCUCCUCCAUCUCAGCAGCCCGUGCCUUCGUCGGCCUUCUCCUCGGGAACCGGAGUAAGAACCAAAGACAGUGCUCUUUAG